GUGUCUGUCUCUGUGAGAGAGAGUGAGAGAGAGGAGAAAGUUCAGUGUUGCUCUGUGGGGUCGCUCCCGCACAGGCAGCGGGAGGAGGGGGUGUCGGGCCCCGCGCCGCCACCACCACCACCACCACAGUCUCCGGAGGCGGCGACAGCCCCCAGAGAGGGGGAGGGUCUCAGCCGCUAACCCGGGCUGUGGGGAGCUCUCCCCGUCCGGUUAUCUUGUGGACAUUGAAAUUGAAGUGGAGGGAAUGGAUGUAACGUGAUCAAAUGUUGGUCGAAAACAGAUUGCUGGUCUUGAAGCAAAAAAUUGACAUAAUGAAAUUCUUUAUCAGAAACUCAACUUGGACCGAAGCUUUGAAAUAAACAGACAAGAAUGGAUGAAUCUGCUUUGUUGGAUCUGCUUGAAUGUCCGGUGUGCUUGGAGCGGCUUGAUGCCACAGCAAAAGUGUUACCUUGCCAACACACGUUCUGCAGACGAUGCUUGCAGGGAAUCCUGAAUUCCAGAAGUGAACUGCGCUGCCCAGAAUGCAGGACUUUGGUAGAAUGUAGUGUUGAUGAACUUCCCACCAACAUCUUACUGGUUAGACUACUUGAUGGUAUCAAGCAUCGACCAAGGAGGCCUGGAAAUAGUACAAGCAAUGGCAAUAAUGGCACCAACAACCCAAGGACACAAGGCAGUGGUCCCAUUACUACUGCUAAUUGUGGCACUACGUUGCGGGAUCUUCAAAGCACUCAUAGAGUGCAAGCACGCAGCCCCCCAGUCAGGGGUAUACCUCAACUGCCAUGUGCCAAAGCAAUAUACAACUAUGAAGGAAAGGAGCCCGGUGAUCUCAAGUUCAGCAAGGGAGACGUUAUCAUCCUGAGACGCCAAGUGGAUGAAAAUUGGUACCAUGGGGAAAUCAAUAGUGUUCAUGGAUUUUUCCCCACUAACUAUGUUCAGAUUAUCAAACCUUUACCUCAGCCUCCGCCACAGUGCAAAGCACUUUAUGAUUUUGAAGUGAAAGAUAAGGAAGCAGAUAAAGACUGCUUACCAUUUUCAAAGGACGAUAUCUUAACAGUGAUACGCCGAGUGGAUGAGAACUGGGCUGAAGGAAUGUUGGGAGACAAGAUAGGAAUAUUCCCCAUUUCUUAUGUUGAGUUUAACUCAACAGCCAAACAGCUAAUACACCUGGAUAAGCCUUCUGCCUCCACUUCUGGAGGUGGUGAUUCAGGAGAAGGCAGCAGUAAUGCCUCAGGUAUUGCCCAAAAGCCCACAGAUAUCACCAAGAAAAACACAAAAAAGCGUCACUCAUUCACCUCAUUAACUAUGUCCAACAAAGCAUCGCAGUCAUCUCAGAACCGUCACUCCAUGGAGAUCAGUCCUCCUGUUCUCAUAAGUUCCAGUAACCCAACAGCUGCUGCUCGUAUCAGUGAGUUGGGUGGACUCUCUUGCAGUGCUCCUUCUCAGGUCCAUAUCAGCACGACUGGUUUAAUAGUGACCCCACCUCCCAGCAGCCCUGUCAAUACAGUAGCGCCAUGUGCCUUCCCAACAGAAGGCACUUACACGGUUGCCCAUGGGGAGGAUCACCUACCGCCGCGACCACCACCUCCACCUCCAGCUGUUGGUACAGUCACUGUCUCCACCUCAGCUGUUGGUACAAUCACUGCCUCCACCUCAGCUGUUGGUACAGUCACUGCCUCCACCUCGGCUGCACCAGGUGGAGCGCCAUGGCCUGCCUUGGGUUCAGCAGACCAAGUGGCACAUCCAAGGCCUCAAGUACGUCCAAACAUGUAUGUUGCUUUGUAUCCAUACACUCCUCGUAAAGAGGAUGAGCUUGAGUUGCGAAAAGGGGAGAUCUUUCUUGUACUCGAACGUUGCCAAGAUGGAUGGUUCAAGGGAACGUCCAUGCACACAGGCAAGAUCGGUGUUUUCCCUGGGAACUAUAUGGCACCUGUAGCCAGGACAUCUUCUGGAACAGCUCAGCCAAAAUUACCACUGGCAGUGGCACCACAAGUAGGUCGAGGAGUUACAGUGGUCAGCCCUUCUCAGGCAGUCGUGUCUCAAGCUAAAGCUCCUGCAAAUGGCUCAGAUUGCAGCAGACCAAUCAGUCCUACUACCCUACCUACUGUUGUGGUAUCAGCAGCACUCAUUCAAGCUACGAAUCCACAGACAAAGGUUUUGAUGCACAUGACUGGCCAGAUGACUGUCAACCAAGCUCGGAAUGCUGUUCGCACAGCUGCUACCCAUGGCCAGGAGAGACCAACUGCAGCUGUGACUCCUAUUCAAGCUUACAAUCCAGUUACCCCUAUUUCAGCCACACCCGUUGCUCCUCAGCAAGUCACUUCUACACAACAUCAUCAGGCAGGACAGACAGUUGCCCCUUUUGCUCCCAGAUCAGCUGUGGCUCUCAGCUCUGCAGCAGUUGCCAUAACUCCUCCUAACAUCAGUGCUGCGUCUCUUGAGGGGGAGACAUCUGGAAAGAUGCAAGCUGCCCCACCUGGAACCCCUGCUGCUCCCCCUGUGACUGCUUCAGCUGCUAAUAAAUUUGAAAAGGAAAGCAGAGACAAGAAGGAGAAGAAGAGCUUCUUAAAACUGCUUUCUGGGGCAUCUACCAAGCGGAAAUCACGCCCUUCCCCUCCAUCUUCACCCACAUUAGAAUCUGAAGCGUCUGCUGCCGACUCAUUCCUACAGGGAGCUGUGGGUCCUGAAGUUCCUUCAUGUAUAAACCACAGCAGAACUGGAUCUUGUCCUGUAGAUAAUGAAUCCCAAGGAGUAUUGUUCGAAACACUUCAUCGAAAAACAGCUUCCUUAGAUUCCGGCGUCCCAAUCGCACCUCCUCCAAGACAACCUUGUUCAUCCAUGGGCCCAGUUCAACUGGAAUCCAAAUCAGUCCCAUGUGAAAGGUACAGAGUUGUGGUAUCCUAUCCCCCACAGAGCGAGGCUGAGCUGGAGCUUAAAGAGGGCGACAUUGUGUUUGUGCAUAAAAAACGUGAAGAUGGCUGGUUUAAGGGCACUCUACAACGCAAUGGAAAAACUGGUCUCUUCCCUGGCAGCUUUGUGGAGAGCAUCUGAGAAGUCAAUUUCUUAUAAAGCACACAGACUCCGUAAUCAGCUGUUUAGUAGAAUAUUCCUAUUGAAAGCUCAAAUGGAUAUGAAAUGGAAACGGAGAAUGUCUCUUUCUGCUUCCUGGAGUGGAUAAGCAGCAAUGGUGAAUGUUCACCAGUCGCAGAACUCUGUACAAUUUCUGUCAUUCUGUAUCAUGUUAAUCUGUGCCUUCCAUCCUCAUUCAGCAGCCGGCAUCAGUGUUUUCUACUGAAUCAAUUAGAAUCUACUCUUUGGCACGUAAUCAGUUGUUUACAAAGAUGCUGUAAUUAUGACAAAACUUUGUAACUUAUUGGAUUUUUUUAGUCUUUAAUCAAUCAUGUAAAGUGAAAGUUCUAUAAUAUCAAGUAUUGAAAGUUGUGAUAAUUUAUAAAAAAAUUUGAGGGGAAGCUGGAUUCUCUCCUCACACAAUUCAGUUUGAUAUAGUACCUCUUACACACACAUCCUCCCUUUAUCUCUGUCUCACAUAUUGGUUUCUGACAUAGUGAAUUUAUAAAAGGUAAUUGAGAACAUGUGUGAACUUGUAACGUAGGUGGCAUGUGUGUUUGAGCUGUAUAAGUCAAUAAUGAUGUAGACAUGUAGAGUGAUUACAGAGGUUUGGAAACUGGUUUGUAACGAAAGAGAAGGAAAAAUGAUAGUAUCAAGAAAAUUGAGGGGAUCCCUGAAAGUCGUAGAAAAGGCCUGGAGACAAGUUUAAGGAUUGAGGAAUUUUCUACUGUAACUAUGUGUUCUUAAGUGCUUUUUUGUCGAAGCAUGUUGAAUCAUGACCCAACACAGUAACUUAAACUGUGCAUGCAAUGUAUACUUAAAUGGCUAUUUUGCCAUGGCUUAAAAUUUCUAUUUGAACCCAUAGUUCUCAGCUCUCAGAGGCCUUACAGCUCAGAAUUUCACACAAAAUGGCACACAACACAUUUUCCUUUUUUAUUCAAGGGGGAGGAAGGAAUCAAAAUUCUCUUGUUCUUGUAGUCUUUUGUUUUGCUGAAAAUUAUCCAACCAGUCAUUUACAGCAAUGUAAUUUCUUUUCAAAAGGAACACCUUUCCAAAAAGACAUAAUCUACUGUUUAAAUGAGAGAUUUGGUAUUCUGACUGCACCAAGUUCCCUGAAAAUCUGGUUUCAGACAUGGGUGUGUCGCUCUAUCUUGUCAGUGAAUGUCAGCAUCUUGACUGAACAUUUUAGUUGUAACUUGUGGGUGUAGCGGGUGUAGGCACUAGUCAGCGUGGGACAGUAUUGUCACAGUGUGUAAACCAGCAUGAUUAAAAAGUGGGGAGAAUUCACACCGUACUGGAGAUGUUGCUAAUGUAAGUAGUGAAGGACCCACUACUGUUUUGGGGUCAAAUUACCUAUGUGUGAUCUGCAUCAGAAUUUGCUAAAAUUGAACACUAAAAAAGAGCCUUGAGAUAGCUAGCUCGAUGUGGUUAGAACAGUUUGUUUUCUUCCAUAGACUUUUAGACUUUAAAACAAAUCUGUCUACUUGAAUGAAAUUAAAAUGAGUAAAUUGUUGCGUAUUUUAUCUGGAUUUUACAUGUGAAAAUUGCCUUGGCUGGAGAGACGCUGGCAUCGGCUUUAAUCAGCACAAGAUUGAUACUAAUGUCCUAGGUUCUAAUGUUGGAAGAGUAAAUUCAAAAUGUUUAUUAGAAUGCAGUAAAUCGAGAUCUUAAUUGUAGUAUUUUUCAAAAUGUUACUAGUCACUUUGUCAUCACAUGAAUGAAUAUAUGGGGGAAUAGGUAAAGCACCACCACUUGUAUAAUAUCGAUGCACUUCUGUUUUUGCACAAUCCAGGAGAGUGGCAUUUAUAUUAUACACAAAUAUUGCAGCUAUCACUGAAUUGUCAAAUUAAUAGUUUAACUACAUGUAAUAUACAUAAUUCAGAUCACUUUUUCAGGUAAAGGUAUAGGUUGGUUGUAUACCACUGGUGUGUAUUACCAAACUUGAGAAAGUAGAGACAAAUUACAUCUUUGUACUACUGACAUUGGAAGGGAAGUGUAACUUUUGACGCCUUCAAUGUGAUUUUUGUUUUGGAAAAGAGAUUGUUUGAUAAUACAGAACACGUUGCUCUGAA
This is a messenger RNA of Callorhinchus milii (elephant shark), 5138 nucleotides long. It is a transcript of the gene sh3rf1, whose product is annotated as SH3 domain containing ring finger 1. The transcript has 12 exons. The coding region runs from base 370 to 3048 and encodes 892 amino acids. NCBI's taxonomy places the organism in Eukaryota, Metazoa, Chordata, Chondrichthyes, Chimaeriformes, Callorhinchidae. Gene Ontology annotation, molecular function: protein binding. The record is from RefSeq and is a predicted model, not a curated record.